Messenger RNA from Epinephelus lanceolatus (giant grouper), 7177 nucleotides. RefSeq names its product regulator of G protein signaling 12b (gene rgs12b). Gene Ontology annotation, cellular component: nucleus; plasma membrane; cytoplasm. NCBI's taxonomy places the organism in Eukaryota, Metazoa, Chordata, Actinopteri, Perciformes, Serranidae. The record is from RefSeq and is a predicted model, not a curated record. Gene Ontology annotation, biological process: regulation of G protein-coupled receptor signaling pathway; signal transduction. Gene Ontology annotation, molecular function: GTPase activator activity; protein binding.
UUUGUUUACCCAUCGUCCCUGAGUUUACUUUACUAACCCUUAGCUACUAAACUAUGGACACUGCCCGGGCAGCAUCACCGUCGGACACCGACAAGUAACUGAGCCUCUGAAUUGGGAGAGAGUGACACCAGGAUGGGAAUGCUACAGUAACAAGGCUGUGCCAGUACUGAGGAUAAACUUUCACCCCUCUGCUGCAUUUAGAACCGCGACUCAUUUUUUCGUAGCAGCUUGCCAGCAGAGCGGUGUGACAAGAAGACAGUUGAAGAUGCCCUGCAUUCCUGCCUGAGCAGAGCCAAGGGAUGUAUAAUGACUAACUGAUACAUACUGAAUCAAUGGACAAGAGGACGUUCCCUGGCACAAUGUUCAGGCAAGUGGAUGCAUCAUCCAAAAGACGGCCUUGUGGUGGAAGCGGACUGCCCCAGCCUCCGCCAUCCUCCUCCAUCCAGCAGGGUCGCAUCCGGGCUGUGGAGGUGGCGAGAGGGAGAACAGGCUAUGGCUUUACGCUGUCAGGCCAAAGUCCGUGUGUCCUCAGCUGCAUCCUGAAAGGGAGCCCUGCAGACUAUGUAGGUUUGCGUUCAGGAGACCACAUCCUCUCUGUCAAUGACAUCAAUGUCUCCAAGGCAUCGCAUGAAGAUGUGGUCAAACUGAUAGGACGCUGCUCUGGUGUCUUGAAACUGGUCAUUGCUGAAGGAGAGCGCCACAGGCGGCACCAUCACCACCAUCAACGCAGUGCUGGAAGUCGUCAUCAUAGCAGCAACACAAUGGCAGCAUCUUACAUGGACUCAUGCUCUAGUGAUGAUGAGCUGGAUGGUUUUUAUGACAACGGUGUAAAUAACAAUAAUAACAGCAGGUCAGGCUGCGGGGCUCGUGGGGGGUGGUACAAACCCAAAAUGGAUUCUAAGCAGCUGGGCAUCAACAGGGCAGAGAAGGUUGUGGCAGAGCUGCAGUCCGGAGGAAUUUUUAACAUGAUUUUUGAGAACUCCAGCCAGUCCUCCAGCAGCUCAGACAAGGAGAGACCUGGGGCCAGCUCAUCAUCAAAGCCACGCCCGCUGUCUGAUCCAGAGUUCCCUCCAUAUCGGAACCCCUCGCGUUCACAGAGCAACCCCAACCUGCUCUCUGAGGAGGAGAUGGCCCAAGUUCUAAAUGAUGACUCAGUCUUCCUGGACGCAGACUUCCGUCAUCUCCACCUUCAGCACCACGAAGAGCAAGACUUGGAUGUAGGAGAUGGCGGUGACUUGGGCCUAGAGCCCAGCGAGGGCAUCCUCAAUGUGGGCAUGAUUGUUGGCUAUCUGGGCUCCAUUGAGCUGGCCUCCAUAGGGACGAGCUUAGAGAGUGACAGCCUGCAAGCCAUCAGAUGCAGCAUGAGACGCCUCCGGGCCGAGCAGAAGAUCCAUUCACUGGUCCUGAUGAAGGUGAUGCAUGACAGUGUGCGUCUGUGCAGUGACAGAGGUCAGGUUCUGGCCACCUAUCCUGCAGAAAAACUAGCCUUCAGCGCUUGCUGUCCCGAUGAUCGUCGAUUCUUUGGACUGGUCACGAUGCAGGCCACUGACGACCACGACGAUUUUCACUUCAACAACGGACGAGAUGAAGAGGGCAGUCUGAGGACUUCCUGUCACGUCUUCAUUGUGGACCCAGACCUCUGUCACCACCAGGUCCAUUCAGGUGUAGCCAGGAGGUUUGGGUUUGAGUGCACCCCUGACCCGGACACAGGAGGCUGCCUGGAAUUCCCGCCCAGUUCUCAGCCUCUCCUCCAGUUUGUCUCCGUCCUCUACCGGGACAUGGGGGACAACAUUGAGGGGGUCCGGGCUCGGGCUUUCCACGAUCCAGACAAUGAUGCCCAGCAGAACCACAGCACCAGCAGCAACAGUGACAGUGGGAUCGGCAACUUUUUACCAGAAGAGAAGAGCAACAGAGUGCUUUUAGUAGACCUCGGAGGUCCUCCUAACCACAACCACAUCUCUGGGCCACGCCACUGGGACAGUCCACCCUCAUCCCAGCAGGCCUGGAGCCCCACCCUAGGAGCUGCAGCCCCUCACCCGCCUCCUCCUCCUCCACCAGCUCUGCGAAAUGGCCACUACCGUCACGAUCCACACCUGGCUGACCUCCCUCACCCUCUCCCCUUGGCUCACCCCGAUGUCCCUGGCAGACACUCUCGAGGGGUCCACCCACACCACUACUCACCGGGAAAGCGGGGAGGAGCUGUGGGGGGAGGAGAAAAGAGAGGGGGCGGAGGAGUGGGAGCAGGGGUGGAGCCGCAGCGGUGGCUACCAGUCCAUGUGCUGAGAGACUGGCGUCAGCAGCACCACCACAGCCACCUCCAGGGCCUGAGCAGCGAUCAGGAGUCCUACGCUGAAUCCACCGACGGAUGGUCAUCAGCCAACUGCAGCACCCUGCCCCCACCCAUGAAUAAGAUCCCGGCCGACCGCUACCGGGCCCCACUGGCCCCCGGGGACCACCUGCCACCACCUGGAGGGAGCCAGCCUCCUCCUCCUGCGCAUCCCCACACCCACCGGCUGGCUGCUCACAAAGAUGAGUGGGCUAAGAAGCUGUUUGGUGGAGACAGGGAGAGAGCUGGGGCAGAGAGAGGUGAAAGAGAGAAGAAACGAGGGAAUGCAAAGGAGGGAGAGAAAAAGGGUGGUCGGUUCCGUGGUCUCACCAUGGGCUUCCCUCCUCUCCCCCAGCGCUCCUCAGCCAGACGCUCCUUUGGACGCUCCAAACGUCUCAGCCUGGCCCGCUCUCUGGAUGACCUGGAGUCCGCUGCAGUCUCCGAUGGAGAACUUAACAGCGUGGAGCUGCAGGGCUGCAGCAGCGACAACAGUCUGAACAGUAAUGCCAGCCUGCCCAGUGUUCAGAGCCACCGGCGCCACACUGAGAGGAGAGUGGCCAGCUGGGCUGUCUGCUUCGAGAGACUCCUGCAGGACCCCGUGGGAGUCCGCUACUUCUCGGAGUUCUUGAAGAAAGAGUUCAGUGAGGAGAAUAUCCUGUUCUGGCAGGCUUGUGAGUUCUUCAGCCACGUACCUGAGAAUGACAAGAAGCAGCUCUCUCAGCGUGCCAGGGAGAUCUACAACAGCUUCCUGUCCAGCAAAGCAACAACACCGGUCAACAUAGACAGCCAGGCCCAGCUAGCUGACGACAUCCUCAACGCUCCCCGACCUGACAUGUUCAAGGAGCAGCAGCUGCAGAUCUUCAACCUGAUGAAGUUCGACAGCUACACACGGUUCCUCAAGUCUCUGCUGUACCAGGAGUGUAUGCUGGCCGAGGUGGAGGGGAGGCCCCUGCCUGACCCUUACCACAUCCCCAGCAGCCCCACGUCCAAACAUAGCACCACCGGCUCCGACCGCUCCAACCUGUCCACACCCAAGAAGGAGGACAAGAAGAGCAAGUCAGGCAGAUCUUUAAAUGAGGACAGUCGGGAUGAUUCAGGAGACCGGAGGAAAGGCAUGUUCUUCUCCUGGUCCCGCAACAGGAGCUUUGGCAAAGGCCCGAAGAAACGAGAGCUGGCCGACUUCAACUACAAUUUUUCUGGCAGCAAUGGUCGCCGGGAAUCCCAGGGUUCGUUGUCUUCAGGAGCCAGUCUGGAGCUGGGACCAUCAGGGUCAGGAAGGAAUGAGGGUGAUGUUUCCCGAGGCGCAGUAUCAGUGUCAACAGAGCGCGGAGGGGGCAGCGCCCCCUUGAGGCAGUGUAACAUAAGCUUGCCGGACGGCUCAUGUUGCUCUGUGCCACUGAGGGCUGGAGUGUCCAUCAGGGAUCUGCUGCUUGGUCUCUGUGAGAAGCUCUGCAUCAACCUGGCAGCUAUAGACCUCUUCCUGGUUGGAGGGGAGAAGCCACUUGUUUUAGACCAAGACUGUAUGACAUUGUGCUCUCGAGACCUCCGGCUAGAAAAACGCACUCUCUUCAGACUUGACUUGGUCCCUAUUAACCGUUCAGUGGGCCUUAAAGCAAAGCCCACCAAGCCAGUGACUGAAGUCCUCAGGCCUGUGGUGGCCAAAUACGGCCUGCACCUCGCUGACUUGGUGGCACGUAUUAGUGGGGAAAUGGAGCCAUUAGAUUUAGGUCUUCCUAUAUCCAACCUGGACGGGCUGCGGGUGGUAUUAGAUAUUGCAGAAAACACUCCUGGAAAAGCAGACAAACAGAAAGUAGCUCCCUCUAAGAGCCUCGUCCCGGCCUCAACAAGCAGAAACCAAUCGACAACAGGGGAGGACAGGCCGUCAGAGAAAACCGGUUCAACCCACCCCCAUGGGGAGAACGGCAAAGCUGGGCCCAGCCCUGACACAAGCAGCCAGCCAUUACCCAACCACUCUGUCUCUCUCCAUAAGGCUCCGGAGAAAAGAAAGCAGAAAAAGAUUAAUAUAGACGAAGCUGAAGAGUUCUUCGACCUCAUAUCCAAAGCUCAGAGCAACCGAGCAGACGACCAGCGAGGCCUGCUAAACAAAAGCGACCUGCAGCUCCCAGACUUUCUGCGCCUGUCACCAGUGGCAACCAACCAGGCUGCCCCUCCUCCCUACGACCCUGAGCCUAGUUGCUCCACCCCUUAUUCUCGUAACCCCAACAACGGCAGCUUCCCUAGCAGCGGUCGCCGGGGCAAUAAGACGAACAGCAACGACAGGGGAGGAGGAGGCAGCACCCACUUGCUCAACGCGAGCCAUCAGUCCCAGAGCUUGGACUCUGCACUGGGAACUGAGAGUGGAGGGGGGAGGAAAGCCAGGCCACCUCCUCCGUUUCCUGGCACCAUCUCCCCCAUUCACCCAUCCCAGGGUGCCCAGCGUGGUCUCCUCCAGGACUCUGGCAGAGGAGAAUCAGUCCAGAUGCUGGAGGAGGACACGCUGUCUGAUCUGACUCUUGUGGGAGAGGGGGACAUUAACAGCCCCAGCCUCAACUACGUCACUCCCUCAGCCCUACAGUGCAAACCCCAACAACAAGCACAGGACGGUCGGCCUAGCUCAGGUACUUCCCCUGUGUGAGCUCUAAAAACUUUUAAACUUUCACCUCUUCCUUCAACUGACUGUGAGAGGGACUGGAGACCCAAUAUAGUCAGUUUGAAAUUCCUUGUUGGUCACUUUUGGCCCAGAAUGCAUCCAGUUCUCCUCCCUUUAUUUUAUUAAUCACUUUCUACUGUCUCAUUAAAAUUGUGGAACAUUUAUUUCCAGAUUCAAGUGUAAAACAGUCAGUAAUGUAAAAGAACAAGCUUUCAUCACAUGCAGUAGAAAUGAGUGUUAAAGGAGCUGUUUGUGACAUUCAGACACCCAUCAUUCAGAGUCUAGGGCAGAAUUGUCUGUCCAUGUUCUCAACAUAGAGGUGGCUGAGCUGGUGGGUAGCAGCUAAUGGGGCUAACCUGCAGGGAAACUAGAGGGUGUGCGCCACUCUUUGACAACAACACUAUCCUGAUAUCAGUGGUAACCACCAUAUGAGCACAGAGCAGUGGCGAUUAGCUCGCCAGUGGGACACACUCACAUGGAGGUCCUUUUCAUCACGCUGACUUAUGCCUGGGCCACACUGCCUGUGCAUGUGGAUUGUGCAUCCUCUUGUGUUUUCUUUUUUUGGCGCCCGUGUUAACAGGUUAGAGCAGCCACAUUGCCCAAGUAAGCAGUGCUUCUCAGGCAGGCUCAGCUGCUGCACAGCUGGGGAACAUCCAGAUGUCUCCACGUCACGCACGGAUUCAGCAACAAUAGACAGUGAUAAGGUUUUCAUAAGCAAACUGACAUUGUACCACCUUUACAAUUUCAAUUUCUCUAUCUGUCACAGACAUGAAAAAAUCUUAAGUAUUUAUUAUUAACUUAACUUUAACUUUUUACCAUUUCCAUGUAAAAGCCCUCUGACAAUGUUUCGACCCUCAAAGAAUAGACAGAAUCCCUUCAUUUGUUAGUACUGGCUUUUAAUUGUGUAAAUACAGCUCUCACAGCUGCAGCAGCAAUGCUGUCUGUGUGAACGCUGCACGUGUGCGACCUGCAGCAGUUCAGCGAGGUAGCUGUCACGCGCUGCUCACACAGGCAGUGUGGUCUGGGCAUUAUGCCUCCUCACCUCCUCUCUUCUCCUGUGACCCAGAAAUCAUUCCCCUUCCACAAUCAUGGAGGAUCUUCCAAUUCAUUACGUGCACCUCGAGUAGACGAGGAAAGAGGAGAAAGGAGAGAGGAGGCCUAUGGAGGAGUUUAGAGUGAGAAAACACUGGUGUGUCAUACACAGAAGUCUUUCAUCAGUCGACAUACACACAUUCUUACACAGCUAUGAGGUGUAUUAUUGUGUACAUAAGAACGCGAGUAAAUAAAAAGCCUAAGUAAUAAUACUACUAAUAAACGGUUAUGUUAAACUAUUAUAGGCCUACAAGAGAUGUUCCCAUCUAUCUGUUUAAGGUUUUGAAAUUCUUUUUAAAUAAGGGGUUUUGCAGACAUUCAUUCCUGCCAGUCAGUUUGACAGGUGAUACAGCUGUGCAGCACAUCAUAAGUAACAGACUACUCUUAAGACUGCUGCUCUGUAACCAAGGAUUUCUCACUUGGCAGUUUCAACUCCUUGCUUCCUCCGCUUGCUUCUCUCUUGGGCAAAAUUAAGACACAAGUAAAGAAAGCAAAUGAGGGAAGCGAGGAGACACGUUAGCAUGAUGAAAUGCACCCAGGGACAUUCGUUCAGUAAAAUGCACGCACAGCCGGACUGUCUCCCACAACAUCAAACAGAGAGGUUAGGAUUACAGUACACACAGAGGGAGCAUGACUUUAUUCUCUGCUCAGGACACCAUUACUCCACUAUAGAUACAUAGCAAAUAGUGGUUUGCUGCUAUAGUAAUGUUCUGAAUGUCACAUACAGCUCCUUAAAGUCAGUCAGUGGAUAUAGUGAGUUGAUAUAGUGAUAUAUGCACUACCUUGCGGCCAGCAUCUACUGUAAGUCAACGACAACCUUUAGAUGAACUUGGUGAGACACAUAAAGAGAGGAAAAAUGGAUGCAUUAGGCUCGGGCAGAAAUUUCCCUGCGUGGUUUGUAUCUGUGUGAACUUUUGAGCGGACUUGCUGUGGAUUUUCUUUCUGGAGACGUUAGCUCGAGGACGAGCUCAAGAAUAACUGGCGAUGACCAGUGCCAAACUCCCUCCCGCACCCCCUCCUCAGUGUACAGAAUCUAACAAUGCACUUUAGCCAAUUACAAACAAGACUUCACUCAUAUUUAAAUAUUUUUAAAAAUAAUUUUCUCCCUG